Molecule: messenger RNA, 1535 nt
Organism: Seriola aureovittata
Lineage: Eukaryota; Metazoa; Chordata; Actinopteri; Carangiformes; Carangidae
Product: ribose-phosphate pyrophosphokinase 2
Exons: 7
Coding region: 183-1139 (318 amino acids)
Biological process (GO): purine nucleotide biosynthetic process; 5-phosphoribose 1-diphosphate biosynthetic process
Cellular component (GO): ribose phosphate diphosphokinase complex; cytoplasm
Molecular function (GO): ribose phosphate diphosphokinase activity; magnesium ion binding
Source: RefSeq, a predicted model, not a curated record
AUACUGACCUGAUAUUUCCUCUCUGCCGACGGUCCCCAACUGCUGCACCAGUGCAAUGCUCAGGCUGCAACAUUAGCAACCUCAUUUUCCAUUUUUUGUAACCCUUAAGUGGGGAUACCCGUCAUAUUCUUUUUUUCAGUCUUCUUUUCUUUUGUUGAGCAAACUGCACCAGGUUUUCGGACAUGCCUAACAUCGUGCUUUUUAGCGGGAGCUCUCACCACGACCUGUCUCAGAAAGUAGCUGAUCGGCUGGGGCUGGAGCUCGGCAAAGUGAUAACGAAGAAAUUCAGCAACCAGGAGACAUGUGUGGAAAUCGGGGAAAGUGUCCGAGGUGAGGACGUGUACAUCGUGCAGAGUGGCUGCGGCGAAAUUAACGACAACCUGAUGGAGCUGCUCAUCAUGAUCAACGCCUGCAAGAUCGCCUCCUCGUCCCGCGUCACCGCCGUCAUCCCCUGCUUCCCCUACGCCCGGCAGGACAAGAAGGACAAGAGUCGAGCACCCAUAUCAGCCAAGCUGGUGGCAAACAUGUUGUCUGUGGCUGGCGCCGACCACAUCAUCACCAUGGACCUCCACGCCUCACAGAUCCAGGGUUUUUUCGACAUCGCUGUAGACAACCUGUACGCAGAGCCUGCUGUUCUGCAGUGGAUCAGAGAAAACAUUCCUGAGUGGAAAAACUGUAUCAUCGUGUCUCCAGACGCCGGCGGAGCAAAACGCGUGACGUCCAUCGCCGACCGUCUGAAUGUGGAAUUCGCCCUCAUCCACAAAGAGAGGAAGAAGGCCAACGAAGUGGACCGCAUGGUGCUGGUGGGCGACGUCAAGGACCGCGUGGCCAUCCUGGUGGACGACAUGGCCGACACCUGCGGCACCAUCUGCCACGCCGCCGACAAGCUCAUCGAUGCGGGAGCGAUAAAGGUCUACGCCAUCCUCACACACGGUAUUUUCUCCGGUCCGGCCAUCUCUCGCAUCAACAACGCCCCGUUCGAGGCCGUGGUGGUGACCAACACCAUCCCACAGGAAGAGAAGAUGAAGGCAUGCCCGAAAAUACAGGUCAUUGACAUCUCCAUGAUCCUUGCGGAGGCGAUCAGAAGAACCCACAACGGCGAGUCAGUGUCUUACCUCUUCAGCCACGUACCCUUGUAAAAAAACAAGAGAGGGUGACGGCCCCUGGCCCUCUCUGCUCCCCCCCCCCCCCUUACUCCCAGAGCCCUCUCCCCGGUCAGGCCGCUCAGCCGGCACUUUUGGCCACAUAUCCUCCAGAAAAGGCUCAAAAAAUGCCUGAUGAUUUCUGGCCAACCACAUGUGGCUGUAUAACGGUCACACCCCCCCCCACAAACACAUACACACACACACACAAACACAUUUUCUUUGACAUUUUCACCCAGGAGACAGCGAAAUAUCACUUGCUUCUCUGAAGACCAAGUUUGUAUUUAUGACUACUUUCUUUUUCUCUCUCUGUUUAUUUUUUCUCUUGUUUCGAUUUCAGUCUCUAGCAGACGCCAGGCCUUCACCUUAACAAAAGGGUCCAUUAUGUAACAU